Messenger RNA from Paecilomyces variotii, 1068 nucleotides. RefSeq names its product alcohol dehydrogenase. The record is from RefSeq and is a predicted model, not a curated record. Gene Ontology annotation, molecular function: zinc ion binding; oxidoreductase activity. The transcript is spliced from 6 exons. The coding region runs from base 1 to 1068 and encodes 355 amino acids. Lineage: Eukaryota; Fungi; Ascomycota; Eurotiomycetes; Eurotiales; Thermoascaceae.
AUGUCCUCCAACACUAUGCGCGCGGUCGUGUUCAAAGGCCCAUUCAACGUGGCUCUUGAGGAACGGCCUAUUCCUAAAAUCGAAGAGCCCACAGAUAUCGUUGUGAAGGUGAUAUAUACAGCACUGUGUGGAAGUGAUCUACAUGUCUUCCGUGGCAUCGAGGUGGCUGAGCCGGGCUUUAUCAUGGGCCAUGAAUUGACGGGUACUGUUGUGGAAGUUGGCAGCGCAGUCAAGACAGUUCAGAAGGGCGAUAAGGUUGUCAGUGCCUUCACAACAUCUUGCGGCGAAUGCUUCUACUGCAAAGAGGGCUUGUCAUCGAGGUGCGCAAAGAACACCUUGUUUGGCUGCGAGGUGCUCAACGGUGGCCAGGCUGAAUAUGUUCGGAUUCCGUUAGCCGACGGCACAGUGGUCAAGGUCCCGGAAGGAGUCCAAGAGCAGCUCCUGGUUCUCAUGGGUGAUAUAUUCCCAACCGGUUACUUUGCCGCCAAGAAUGCCUUCAAAGAAUACUCCCCGGAGAAGAUUUCCCAGCAGACUGCGGUUGUUAUCGGUUGCGGACCUGUUGGUCUCUGUGCAGUGAUAAAUGCCUUGGAAUAUAAGCCUAAGCAUGUCCUUGCCGUCGAUUCUGUACCGUCGCGACUGGAGCAGGCAAAAGCUCUUGGUGCUGAACCGUGGAACUUCAUGACUGACCGCCAGGGACUCGAAGAGCGUGUGAAGGAACUCACCGAUGGCCGAGGUGCCGAUGUUGUCAUCGAGGUGGUGGGAUUGAGCCCUGCAUUAAGAACAGCCUUUGAACUUGUCAGACCUUUCGGGACAAUUAGCAGUGUUGGUGUCCACAACGGCGAGAUCCCCUGGACCGGACAGGACGCCUAUAACAAGAACUUGAAGACGCAAAUGGGAAGAUGCCCUGUGCGAUCUGUCUUCCCGGAAGCUCUAGCGGUCCUUAAGAAAAACCAGGACAAACUUGCAUUCAUGACACAGAAUAUUAUGCCACUUUCCAAAGCCGUGGAGGCGUACGACCUUUUCAACUCGAUGAAGGUCCAGAAAAUCAUCUUCGAGGCCGAAAAAUAA